Messenger RNA from Rangifer tarandus platyrhynchus (Svalbard reindeer), 1404 nucleotides. Lineage: Eukaryota; Metazoa; Chordata; Mammalia; Artiodactyla; Cervidae. The record is from the annotation of a GenBank genome assembly.
AUGCUGGCCUGUCUGCAGAGGACCCAGAACGCCCCCGGCCAACACCUGGCCUGCCCGACCAAGAGCCUGGAGCUGCGCAAGUGCGAGACGGUGGCCAGCUCCAUGCAUUCCUCCCGCUACCCGAGCCCGGCCGAGCUGGACGCCUACGCCGAGAAGGUGGCCAACAGCCCGCUCUCCAUCAAGAUCUUCCCCACCAACAUCCGCGUGCCCCAGCACAAGCACCUCAGCCGCACGGUCAACGGCUAUGACACCAGCGGCCAGCGCUACAGCCCCUACCCGCCGCACACGGCCGGCUACCAGGGCCUGCUGGCCAUCGUCAAGGCGGCCGUGUCCUCCUCCUCCGGCGCAGCCGCGCCCGCCGGGCCCGCCAAGAGCGUGCUCAAGAGCGCCGAAGGCAAGCGGACCAAGCUGUCGCCAGCCGCCGUGCAGGUGGGCGUUGCGCCCUACCCGGCGCCCAGCACUCUGGGGCCCCUGGCCUACCCCAAGCCGCCUGAGGCGCCCGCCCCGCCGCCCGGCCUGCCCGCGGCCGCGGCCCCCGCCGCCGCCGUCAUCCCCCUGCCCGGCCGCGGCCUGCCCCUGCCGCCCUCCAACCUGCCCUCCAUCCACAGCCUCCUCUACCAGCUCCACCAGCAGUGCCAGGCCCCCGGCGCCGCGCCCGCCGCCUGCCAGGCCGUGCCUGGGCCCCCGCCCAGCCCGGCCAAGCACGGCCCGGUGCCCGGCUUCCCCCGUGCCGCCUACUCGGCCACGGCCGGCCCGCCCGAGUGCCGGAAGGGCGCCGAGCUGGGCCAGGGGAGCACGCCGGCCGCCUUGACGUUGGCCGGGGCCGCCAAGCCCGCGGGCUACGCGGACGGCGGCCUGGAUUACCUGCUCUGGCCCCAGAAGCCGCCCCCGCCGCCGCCGCCCCCCCAGCCCCUGCGGGCCUACGGUGGCGGCGCGCUGGCCAGCAAGUCCCCCGAGGCCUGCGGGGGGCGGGCAUACGAGCGGGCCAGCGGGUCGCCCCUCAACUGCGGCGUGGGGCUGCCCGCCAGCUUCACCGUGGGCCAGUACUUCGCUGCCCCCUGGAACAGCGUGCUGGUGACCCCCACCAGCGACUGCUACAACCCCGCGGCUGCGGCGGCUGCGGCAGCAGCGGCGGCGGCGGCGGCGGCCGGGACCGAGCUGGGGCCAGGGGCGGCCCGGGAGCUGGCGGGGCCCCCGGCCGAGACCCUCUCGGGCCUGCCCAGCAAGAGCGUGUGCAACACGGCCGUGCUCAGCAGCAGCCUGCAGUCGCUGGAGUAUCUCAUCAACGACAUCCGGCCGCCCUGCAUCAAGGAGCGCAUGCUGGGCAAAGGCUACGAGACGGUGGCCGUGCCGCGGCUGCUCGACCACCAGCACGCCCACAUCCGCCUGCCGGUCUACAGAUAA